Prunus armeniaca (apricot) is the source of this 306-nucleotide messenger RNA. NCBI's taxonomy places the organism in Eukaryota, Viridiplantae, Streptophyta, Magnoliopsida, Rosales, Rosaceae. The record is from the annotation of a GenBank genome assembly.
AUGGCAAGUGGCUCGGGAAGUCAUGGUCAGACAACUAACUAUGUUCUAAGCACAGGUAUACGAAAAUAUUUAAAGGCAAAUAGGAACGAGAAAACUGGACAACCACUUGCAACUGGGAACGGGGAAACUGGCCAACCACGUAUGCAGUUAAAUCGGGCAGGUGGCUGGGAAAUCAUUUUUGGACACCUGUGCACUAAGUCAGGUACGCACAAAUAUCUAAAGGCAACUGAGAAUGGUGAAAUUGGCCAACCACCUGUGCAGUCAAAUCGCGUAGGAGGCUGGGGAAACCAUGGGUUGGACAACUAA